Molecule: messenger RNA, 411 nt
Organism: Meloidogyne enterolobii
Lineage: Eukaryota; Metazoa; Nematoda; Chromadorea; Rhabditida; Meloidogynidae
Source: the annotation of a GenBank genome assembly
AUGUAUUUAAAUAUUAAAUUACUUUUAAUUUUUCUUCUGAAAAUUUUAUUAUUUUUCUGCAAAGCAGAAUCUUUUACUGAACAAAUUACUUGUGUAAACGAUUAUCUUUUAAUUUCAAAAAAUCUCGAAACAAAAAUUUAUGCCAAAAAAAUUGGAAAGGAAUGGAAUGUUGAGAGGGGAAUUUCUAAAAAUAUUAUUUCCAAAAAAAUUGAAAAAGAUUUUAAAAUAGAAAAAGAAGAAAUGUCACAUUUUAUGGGGGAGGAAUUUGCAGAUAGAUGUUUUGAAUUAAAUGAAAAAUUGGUUAAACAAGGAGAUAUUUUUAGUUUCAAGGAUUUCUUAAAAAAAUUUAAAAAAGAAAAUUCUGAAAAUUUUAUUUUAUCGACAAAUAUUCAAGACGAAUUAGGUAAAUAA